UCUUCUUUUUCUCAACAUGGAAUAAACCUAUUACUUGUUCCCUAUUAAUCUGUAUGUUGUGUGUAACCAUGUUAUUUUUUGAAGUCUUCUAAUUUUAUUGAGCAAAUGUCCUAUGUGUGCUUAUUGUCAAUGACAGAGACAGGUGUAGCACAAAGAGAAAUUGUAUCCAGCAGGUCCAGUGAAGCAGAGUACUUGGCCAGUACUGCUAUGUCUACUAUUCACAUGCAUCAUCAGCUUUUUCAUGAGUGUAGUACCUGUCAGAUUAAAACCUACGUCCUCGAGUUGUCUCUGGGUUUGGAACUGUAGUUUUUAGUGUUGUAUAGAGCUCAAUUGUUCCCUUUUAUAUUUUGACUGGUGAAUGAUAGAAGGAGCUAAAUUUGUAAACUGGUUUCACUUAGUGCAUUGGCUAGUAAUCGAGGCAUAAUUUUGUCUUAGUUUGUACAUUACAGAAUGUGAAUCAUCUGAUAUGACAGUGAUGUGGGUGUACUUCCUAAUUGUAGUUGCAUUCAUUGUCUCUUAGGAGAAAGAGUGUCAUGUCAGUUACAAGUAAAGCUGAAUUUUGGCUUGUUUGCUUUCAAAUACAACACAAAAUGGAGCCUGAAUAUCCUACUGAACUUUUCAAAAAUAAGGCAUGUGUCUGACCCAGAUAUUAGCAAAAAUCUAGUUAUUAAAAUUCAAUUCUGAACCUGGGGUGAUGUCUGCCUGGGGGUUGUGUGUUUUCCCCACAUUCAUGUGAGGUUUCUCUGGGUGUUCUGAUUUCUUUCCAUAGUAGAAAGACCUAAUGGUAGGUUAAUUGGCUUCUGAGAAAAUUGUCCCUUAUGGGAGUGUGUCUGUGUGUACUCUGCGAUGGACUGGUGUCCCAUCCAGGGGUGUAUUCUGCUUUAAGGCCAUUACUUGCUGGGAUGGCCCCUGCAACAAGUAUUAUUACUUUCAUGUUUAGGUCACAAGAGCCUGAUUUCACAUUGGAUAUGGUCAUACAUAAUGUGGGGGAAAGGAGCAAAAGGAACUGCUCUCUCAGCACCUGAUUCUUUGCAGAGGGCAUUUUCAAACUACACAUACUGUACUAACAUUGAUGAUUCUGUAGAGGUAGAUCUUUGAGCUCAGCUUGGAUUCUGUAUUGAAUAGAAAAAGGUUUUCUCAUUAUACACAAGAUCUGAUGACCAGACAAAGCCAUUUGCCACACAUCUUAAAUCUAAUUCCUUUUAGCCAUUAUAUUGAUGUUAUGUUCUCUAAAAUAUAGUAACUCUCUGUAUGUUUCGUUAACAUUUAUAUACUUCUAAAACUUUUGGGUAAUUUAAAUUGACUUUGUUUAAAGCAGCUGUAUGCAACUCAGAGCAGUGUAUUAAGUUCAAAGGCAGUUGUUACAAAGCACAUUAAUAUUCUCUAGAGCUGCUUAGUGUGACUAUAAUCACUGCAGUGGUGCUCUUCUUAAUCACAAGUGACAGACAACAUCAGGUGCCCAAGUAAUGGGGGGUGUGCUGAGAUCAGAUUAACUAAGAUUAUGCUAAACAGUUAUUCCUGUGAAACCUAAAGUUACCCUGGUCUUAACAUCUUUAAAGAUUUUUGUGGUUAAAGCAGUAAACUGCAACUGGGAACAUAUAAAGUAUAUGAAUCAAUUAUUUGGGUCAUUAUUUUAAGAGGAGCCCUACAAGUAUUUGCGGGACUGGAGAAUUUUCUAUCCACAUGAGUUAUGUGUAUAUACACUAGAAGCCUGUAUGUGUGGAAUAUUCCCCCUUGGAAAUCUUGCCACUUACAUGGGACAUUUCUACAUCGUGUGGCUCAGAAUCAAAACUGGAAAACCAUCCAAAAACUAAAGAUGUCGGUUAUGUCCAUGUGCUUUGAUUGUGUAAAUCGGAAAAACAGCAGAAUGGAGGCCUCCUGCCUUGAGCUUGCCCUUGAGGGAGAAAGGCUUUGCAAAGUGGGUGAUUACAGAGCUGGCGUUUCGUUUUUUGAGGCUGCGAUCCAGGUUGGGACAGAAGACCUCCAGAUACUCAGUGCUAUUUACAGUCAGUUAGGGAAUGCUUAUUUCCACUUGCACGAGUAUGGCAAAGCACUGGAAUACCACCAUCAUGACUUGACUCUGACCAGAACAAUUGGGGAUCAGCUUGGCGAAGCUAAAGCCAGUGGCAAUCUUGGCAACACCUUGAAGGUUUUAGGGCGAUUUGAUGAAGCAGUAGUUUGUUGUCAGAGACACUUGGACAUCUCAAGGGACUUUAAUGAUAAGGUUGGGGAAGCCAGAGCGCUUUAUAAUUUCGGCAACGUUUACCACGCCAAGGGGAAAAGCAUCUGCUGGAGUGGGGCAGAUCCAGGCGAGUUUCCAGAAGAAGCUAUGGCUGCUCUUCAUAAAGCAGCGGACUAUUAUGAAGCAAACUUAUCGAUUGUUAAGGAGUUAGGGGACAGGGCAGCUCAAGGCCGCACCUAUGGAAACCUGGGUAACACACAUUACCUUCUUGGACAAUUCAGGAAUGCUGUGAAAUCCCAUGAACAGCGACUUCUGAUCGCCAAGGAGUUUGGUGACAAAGCAGCCGAAAGAAGGGCUUAUUGUAACCUGGGAAAUGCGUAUAUUUUUCUUGGGGAAUUUUCACUUGCAGCUGAACAUUACAAGAGAACACUACAACUGGCUCGACAGCUGAAGGACAGGGCUGUUGAAGCCCAGGCGUGUUACAGUCUCGGAAACACUUACACCCUGCUGCAGGACUACGAGAGGGCAAUAGACUACCACCUUAAACACCUCAUUAUUGCCCAAGAUUUGAAUGACAGAAUUGGGGAGGGGCGGGCAUGCUGGAGUUUAGGAAAUGCCUACACUGCACUGGGGAAUCAUGAUCAAGCUAUGCACUUUGCAGAAAAACAUCUGGAAAUCUCAAAAGAGACUGGCGACAGAAGUGGUGAGCUCACAGCCAGAAUGAACGUCUCUGAUCUCCAGAUGGUCCUGGGUUUGAGUUACAGCACAAAUAAUUCAGUUCUAUCGGAAAACCACGAGAUUGAUUACAACUUGCAUGGAGCACGGCCAAGGGUGGGCAGGCGUCACAGUAUGGAGAACAUGGAGCUGAUGAAACUCACACCUGAUAAAGUCAAGGGUCAAAACUGGAACAGUGAAAUGCUUACAAAACAGCAGAAACCACUCCUGGCAAAGUCCAAGCUUUUCUUUCUGAAAGGCAAGAAGCACAAAAAUAACGGCUCCUCUACUAAAGUUCUACAGGAUACCAGUAACACACUCGAGAGCGCUGAUGUCCAGGAGCAGGCUUCUCAAAAGAGAGUUAGUCCUGACAUGCUUGGAGACGAGGGAUUCUUUGACCUGCUCAGUCGAUUCCAGAGCAACCGAAUGGAUGACCAGAGGUGUUCUAUAGAGGACAGCAAGAGCAGACUGUCGGUGCCAUCAGCGACCUCCUCCACCCCCCCCAGAGCAAUGAAGAAAUCACAUUCAGUGUCAGUUGUCUCACCUCACACUGAUCAGUUCCUAGACCUGCUGGCAAGCUCUCAGAGCAGGCGGUUAGAUGACCAGCGAGCAAGUGUUGGCAACUUCCCUGGCCUUCGAAUCAACCAGCAAAACAGCCAGUCUGUACUCAGCCAUCUAAUGGCUAAUGCAGACAACAAAGAGCCGGAUGAAGAUUUUUUUGACAUGCUAGUCAAGUGCCAGGGCUCAAGACUGGAUGAUCAAAGGUGUGCCCCACCUCCUCCAGCAGCCAAGGGUCCAACAGUCCCGGAUGAAGACUUUUUCAGUCUGAUCAUGAGAUCACAGGCGAAACGUAUGGACGAGCAACGGGUGACCUUACCAUCUAGCACAAAGCGACCCAGUUCCAACUAAGACAGCGUGUCGCAAAAGCUCAUAAGUGAAUUUUGUAUGCACUUCAUGCGAUGGAAAAUACAGUAAACGAACAGUUUAAUCACAGGUAGGGAAUGUUUACUUAUUCUUCAGGGAAUCUAUGCACUGCCUCGCAUCAGAAGAGGAACAGCAUAAAUGCCUACUGAAUGUUACUGCAGCAAAAACAAGACUGUAUCUUUUGUAAAAUUUAUGGACAUUUGAAAACUUUAAUACUGCACAGAACAGCAUUUUUGUUUCCAGAAUGUUUGUCUAGAACGCAGACUGCAUAAACUGCAAACUUUAUAAACCACACCAGUCUCUUGCUAACUGCCAUUUAGUUCAAUUUUUGCUUUGUGCUGUGUAAAUACCCCUAGAUGUAAAUUGCCUUUUUUUGGGGGGGAGGGGGGUGGAAUGAGGGAGGGCAGGCAAUGUAAAAUUAAAAAAUAGACCACCUGGUACUCUUUUAUACCUAUUGAAUUUUAAUUAUUUGAGGAAUAAACCUCAUUUUUCAGCACUAUGUAAUUUUGGUGUAGUAAUUUUAAAUGUUUUUAAUCUUGCCUAUAUUUAAUUUCCUUUUGGACUUCUUGUCUUUUGAGGACAAAGAUUAGAAAUAAGAGGCCUUUUGGCCCAUGUAACUAAUUUUGGUAUGCUAGGGUAUUGGCAUUGUCCCCCAUGUAAUCAUCUACAGUUAUGUUCAAGAUUUAACAGAUUUAGUUCUAUUAAACUGUCAGUAGGACACUCCUUUAAGCUCAGGAAUACACCUAGUCCCUCUGGGUCUCUGGAUUGCUUUUAGAGCAGGAAUAUGUAUAUUGUAACAUGGUGACCAAAAUUGUGGCCAGUAAUUUUAAAUGGUCAUAUUAGUGCACAGUAAAGCUCUAACAUAACAUUAAAAAAUGUACAUUUUCACAAUUUGUAAGAUGUAUGGAGAA
Molecule: messenger RNA, 4731 nt
Organism: Lepisosteus oculatus (spotted gar)
Lineage: Eukaryota; Metazoa; Chordata; Actinopteri; Semionotiformes; Lepisosteidae
Gene: gpsm2
Product: G protein signaling modulator 2
Biological process (GO): establishment of mitotic spindle orientation
Cellular component (GO): cell cortex
Molecular function (GO): GDP-dissociation inhibitor activity; G-protein alpha-subunit binding
Source: RefSeq, a predicted model, not a curated record